Paramecium pentaurelia is the source of this 3394-nucleotide messenger RNA. The record is from the annotation of a GenBank genome assembly. Lineage: Eukaryota; Ciliophora; Oligohymenophorea; Peniculida; Parameciidae.
AUGAAAAACUCAUACUUGUUGUUGAUUAUGGCCAUUACAUUAGUAUAUGGCUUGGAGGAGUCUCUGACCCUUAUGAGUUUAGAGUAGAUGAAUUCAUUAGACACAUCUUAAUUUGACUGUUCACGUCCAUAGUCUGAAUUCAUAUAGAUGGAGAAUUCCUUGUCUUAAUGGCAAGACUUAAUGGAACAUAAGGAUUAUAUAGAUCAUGAUAUAUAAGUACUUCAAGGCAUCCAGGCAAAAGUUGGCCUCAAAGCAUCACAUAAAUAAGUGAUCAAAUCAUUAAGUCAACUUAAAUUACCAAAAACAUCUACAAAGAUAGGCUUAGCUGAAGUUGAAGCACUUAAACAAUAAUGCGGAUGUCUCAAAAAUUCUGAUGACAAUUGUGAUGCUCUUUUAAAAUUGCUAUCCUAUUUUAUACUUUCCCUUAGAAAUGUUUAAUCCUAAUGCUAAUAACAUCCAAUUACUGUAAUUAAAAUUAAAGGAAAAAUACAUGAUCUUUAAGUCAUUAGAGCUGGAUGUGGAGGUACCAUAGAUAUCAAAGGGGAUGAAGGUUGUGAUACUAAAGAGUAAACAGAAUCAACCACAAAACCAACAGAUGUUCCUGCUACCGAUCCAAUCGUAUAACCUACUACAGAUCCAGUACCAGAUGAUCAAAAGGAUUCAGAAGAACCUGUAGAAGAAACCAUAACAGAAGAAACAGUUGAUACUACAGAAGAAGAAUAGGAAGAUCAAUAACCCCCUGUGGCUACAGAAGAAACAACUUAACCAGAAGAAGGAGAAGUUGAAGCUGAUGAAAAAUAACCAGAAGAAGGAUCUCCUGAUGCUGAAGAAACUGAACCAGCUGUUGCAGAAGAAUAAGAAGGAUCACCUGAAGAAACAGAAGCUGAAGAGGGAGUUGAUGCUCCAGUUGUAGAAGAGGAGGCAGAUGUUUAACCUGAAGAAGAAGGAACAGACGAAUAGACACAACCUGCUGAAGAAGGAGAAAGUACACAAGAAGAAGUAAAUUAACCUGAAGAAAUUACAGAACCAGAAGAAGAAAUUGAAAUUUAAGUACCAGAGGAAGGAUCUGAAGAAAAUGUUCCAGAAAGUGCAGAAGAAGGAUAGGCUGCCAAUGAAGAAGAAGGAUAACCAGAAAGUACUGAAGAAGGAUAAGCUGAAACAGCUGAAGAAGGAUAAGCUGAGAGUGCAGAAGAAGGAUAAGAUGAAAGUGCUGAAGAAGGAUAGGUUGAAACAGCUGAAGAGGGUGUUGCUGAAGAAGAUGAAGAAGGUGUAGUUGAAGCACCUGAAGAAACAGUCACUUCUGCUGAAGAAGAGGAGUUAUAAAUAGAUGAACCAGCUGAAGAGGUUGAUAUAGAAGUACCUGCAGAAGAAGAGGCUUGUGAAGAAGAAGAAUUGGACUAAGAAGAGGAAUCAUUUGAUGAAGAGGUUGCUGAAGAGGUUAGUGAAGAGGGUUCUGAAUAAGAAGGUGGUUAAGUAGCAGAAGAAUAAGAAGAAGAAUAAUCUGGUGGUGAAUAAGAAGGAGAAGAGUAAUCACAAUAACCAGAUGCUGAAGAGACUGAAAGUUCAGUUGGAGAACCUUUGGAAUUUGAAGAAGAAUAAAAUGAUGAAGUUCCUGCAUAAGAAGAAACUACUGCAGAUGAAGAAACUCCUGCAGAUGAAGAAACUACAGCAUUUGAAGAAACAACUGAUGAGGAAGAAGGCAGUGUUGGUGAUGAACCUGUUCCAGAUGAUUAAUAAGAUGAAGAGUAGGAAGUUUUACCAGAAGGAUGUAGAUAAGUUCCUGAGGAUGUUUUAGAUAUCAGCUGGUUGAGUACAGAACCUAUUGCAGUAAGUGAUUUACCAGUUACAGAAAGUUAAAUAAUUGGAUUAUCAUUCUAUUUCAGAUGGUUAUCAAAAUUCCCAGAGGCUGUUCCUGAAGGUUUGAAUUAGGAAACUAAGUUCUUUGUUGCUGGUUUAGGAAAUGCAUUGAAAUUCUAUGUAGGAUAAGGAGGAUUCCAUUUCAGUUCAUUUGAUGAGAAUGGUUAAGAAACAUACAAGAAUGCUGGUCAUGGUGAUAUUGAAGGACAAUGGGUGCUAAUAUACUUUGGAAUCUCUAACUAAAAAGUUACAGGAUUUGCCUAAAUUUAAGGAUAAGAUGUUGAGACCAUCGAAUUUGAUGUAAAUUUGACAUUAGAUGAAUCUUAUCAAUUAGUUAUUGGUGGACCAGAUGGUGAUGUUAAAUCAUUUAAUGGUUAGAUUGCUAGAGUAUUUGCAUUCAAUGAUGAAUUGUACACAGAAACUAGUGAAUUCACUUAAUUCAUUACAAAUUGUUAUGGAAUUCCUAAAAAUAUUUAUAGUGGUAAGAGAUUAACCAUUCCAAUCGAGAAGGAGAGAACAUUUGUAUCUCCAGCUGCCUUUGAUUAUGAUAGCAUUUUCGAAAAUUAGAAGCCUAUGUUACCAGAUGAAUAUUCUGCCAGUGGUUGGUUUAAAUGGGAAGCUCCAAAUGACUAAAAUAUAUGGCACUCAGGAUUUAGAUGGACUACCAAUAAUUAAGAGACAAAUCAAAACUUUAGACUUCUAGGAGAUAGAGGACUUUCUUUCUUUGUUGGUGAUGAGGAAAACUUAUAAGGACAUGUUGCUUUUUGUACAUAUUCUUAUAAGACUUCAAAUGGGUAUUUAAUUUAAUUAUGUUAGUAAAUCAAAAGUUAAUGAUUGUAAAAUGGUUAAAUAUGGAAAUAAAUUGACAGAAUGGUUCUAUGUUUACUUCGGAUACAGUAGACAUUUGAAUAAGGCUUAUGGAUAUAUGGAAUUUACACAUGAGAUGGCUUAAAUGGAAUUCAAGGAUGUUAGACAUUAUUAUGCUAGCAAAAUCUAUUUCUAUCUGGGAUAAGAUAAGUUCUAUCCACCUUUCAAUGGCAAGGUACAAGGAUUCAUGUUGAAUUUCUUUGAUGGAUCAUAUAGAACAUCCAGUUAUGAUUACAGUAUUAUUUAAUUUAAAAUUUAAAAUAGCUUUCGGAUAUUUCCCAAGACCAGUCUAUGAAUAUGAUGAUUCUAAAGAAUUGAUACCAUCUGAACCAGUAUAAAAGAAGAAGUAAUUAUUUUUAUAAAUUGUAGAUGUCCAAAAGUUGUUGAAAUCACUGUUGAUAACGCAUCUGAUGUUUUAUGUGCCUUGAGUAGUUAUUUGUCUGCUGUUGCAUAAGGACAUGAUCCUGCUUCAGAUCCUAAGGCUGAGACCUUCUGUUUCUGUUUGGUCUAUGAGGAAGGUAUUUAUUCUAUAUUUCAAUUUAGAAAAUGCAUCUCCUGAUUUGUUGAUGUUGGCAUAAAUUUUUGGUGGAAGGAUCAAAUAAAAAUCCUCUAAUGUUAAUUCCUCAAUCAAGAAAUUGAUAAACAAAUAGAAUGCACUAUUAAAGUGAUU